Gracilinanus agilis (Agile Gracile Mouse Opossum) is the source of this 1420-nucleotide messenger RNA. It is a transcript of the gene ANTXRL, whose product is annotated as ANTXR like. Gene Ontology annotation, cellular component: membrane. NCBI's taxonomy places the organism in Eukaryota, Metazoa, Chordata, Mammalia, Didelphimorphia, Didelphidae. Gene Ontology annotation, molecular function: signaling receptor activity. Bases 1 to 1293 code for a protein of 430 amino acids. The transcript has 13 exons. The record is from RefSeq and is a predicted model, not a curated record.
AUGGCGAGUCGUGGGACUAAAGUGCGGGCCUCAGCUCUCUUCUUACUGCUGCUCUUCGCCACUUGGACUGGUGGCUGCGCCCAAGCCGAGGAGGAGAUGGAGGAACAGCGCUCCUGCCACGGCGCCUUCGAUCUCUAUUUCAUCUUGGACAAGUCUGGCAGUGUGAAACACCACUGGACAGAAAUUUACUCCUUUGUUGAAAGUCUGGCUGAAAAAUUCAUAAGUCCAAUGUUGCGGAUGUCUUUCAUUGUCUUCUCUUCUAAAGGAACUACAAUCAUGAAGUUGACAGAAGACAGAGAAGCAAUACGCCGGGGUCUUGAGGUCCUUCGGUAUGAAGUGCCAGGAGGAGACACAUUCAUGCAUAAAGGAUUUGAAAGGGCAAAUGAACAGAUUUACCACGAAAAUUAUGGAGGUCUCCGUACUGCUAGUGUAAUCAUCGCCCUGACUGAUGGAGAAUUACAGAAAGAACAAUUUUAUUUUGCAGAGAAAGAAGCAGACAGAGCCAGGACCUUUGGGGCUAUUGUCUACUGCGUGGGAGUGAAGGAUUUUAAUGAGACACAGCUGUCAACAAUUGCUGAUAGCAUUGACCAUGUGUUCCCUGUUACGGGUGGAUUUCAUGCCCUUCGAGGCGUCAUUGACUCAAUCCUGAAGAAAUCCUGCAUUGAAAUCUUAGCAGUGGAGCCUUCUAGCGUGUGUGCAGGAGAGUCCUUCCAAGUGGUGGUGCGAGGCAAUGGCUUUUAUCAUGCCCGGAAUAUUGACCAAGUCCUCUGCAGCUUUAAGAUCAACGACACCGUGACCAUCAAUGAGAAACCAACAGUUGUACAAGACACAUACUUAUUUUGUCCUGCACCACAACUAAAUGAGAUUGGACAAAAAUCAGAAGAGGUUCCGCUGCUGCUAGCCCCUUCUCCCACUCCCGAUGGGUUUGGGGGGAUUUUUUCCCCCGUUCGCAGCACCAUGGCCUUACGGAUUGUUUUUGGAUGGAAUGGGGAGCCAGGGAGCAGCCUCUCCCCCCAGCAGUUUUCAUUGAUUUUUGGCUUUUUCUCUCCUCAACAGGGAAGAUGCAUCAACUUCACUCGUGUAAAGUCUGAUGGCAAACCAACUGCCUUCAAACCGCCACCAAGAUCACCACCCAGCCACGAGAGUGUCCCCCUCAACAAUGCCCCCCGGGGCCCUCCUCCUCCUCCAACAUCUCUUCAGCCUCCUUCCAGGCAGCUGCCUCCUGUUCCCCCUCCUGCUCGUCUACCCCCGGGACCCCCACCAUCCCGCCCACCCCCUCAGCCUGACUUUUAAAACUCCAGAGGAACCAAGAUCGACAAAACCCAGUUCUUUGCUGAACUCAACAUAUUUAUUGAGUCUUGGUUUACAGCUGAAAAAUAUUGGAAUUUGUUGCUGGUCAGCAAAAAAAAAAAAAAGCAAA